AUGGCAUCGACAAAGGCUUUGUUAAAAUUUGCUAAACUUACAGAAUUUGCAUUUUCACCAUCGAAAGGUUCAACUGAUGCCGCCGGUUGGGAUCUUCGUAGUGCUUAUCAAUAUGUUGUACCAGCACGCGGUAGGCUAACAGCACUAACCGAUAUUCAAAUUUCUGUACCAACUGGUUGUUACGGUCGAAUUGCUCCUCGGUCUGGUCUCGCUGCUAAAUUUGGCAUUGAUACUGGAGCUGGUGUGAUUGAUGCAGAUUAUCGUGGUAAUGUUGCCGUUGUUUUGUUUAAUCAUAAUGAUUCAGAUUUUAUCAUUAAUCGUGGUGAUCGUAUUGCGCAAUUGAUUUGCGAAAAAAUCGAAUUGGUUGAUCUAGUCGAAGAACAAAAACUUGACGAUACUACCCGUGGUUUAAACGGUUUUGGUAGCAGUGGUGGAUAUCCUCAUUUUAACAGUAAUAAUUCGGAGUAA
Adineta ricciae is the source of this 468-nucleotide messenger RNA. NCBI's taxonomy places the organism in Eukaryota, Metazoa, Rotifera, Eurotatoria, Adinetida, Adinetidae. The record is from the annotation of a GenBank genome assembly.